GCAAUAACCAGGAGUCUGAGCUUGCAGUACUCAAAAUUGUAGAUUAUAUCCGCGAUGGUGCGACGAUCGUGUGUGACACAGAAUGUACUCCAGCUCCAAAAAGCUUGUGCACAUGUCAGUGGCGGAAAGGAAAGCACAUCGGAUAGCUUUAAUUCAGAUAGAUGUUCUACUUUCAUUUGCACGGCUUGUGCACGGAAACCCGGUUCAGGAUUAACGAGCCUACUAUGCAAUCCAAGGUCGAGAGAUAAUACAUCGGUACAUGGCAAGAGUCUACUUUAUGGCGUUCAUAUCAACGGUGAUGCUACAAAGUUUGAAACCGAUUUUGGAUCACGACUCGAUGAUACACUGGAGCUCACCACAUACGCCAAAAUCAUUGGAUUUGUGCCUAAUACACAGCGCAUGAUGAGCCUUACUAACAUAUGCAUCCAUACCUUAGGUAAAACUAUACCCAAGCCAGACAACAUAAGGCUGGGUGAUCGGGCUCAGCGUUGUGAUCUGAAUAAAGACCAAAAAAAAUAUGCAACAAUCGAUGUUCUGUCAGUGCUGCGUAUAUUAUCGAGUUCGGGAAUACGCUACGUAAAAAGGCGUGUUCUGUCGGCGACACUAGAAUGGUGAAAAC
This is a messenger RNA of Sphaeroforma arctica JP610, 619 nucleotides long. RefSeq lists its product as hypothetical. Gene Ontology annotation, molecular function: nucleic acid binding. The transcript has a single exon. Bases 55 to 615 code for a protein of 186 amino acids. The record is from RefSeq and is a predicted model, not a curated record. NCBI's taxonomy places the organism in Eukaryota, Ichthyosporea, Ichthyophonida.